AUGAAGAGGUCUAGUAGCAUUGCAUCCAGCAUCAAUAAUGGCCAAAGAUUACAUUCAGUACAUUUAAAUAGGGAAAUGGGAUUUCCCUUUCCAAACAUUAGCUACGAAAGUGAUCUUUGCACAGAACUUCAAGAGAGGUUUACAGAGAUAAGAGAAUUGUUUAGAGGGAUGAGUCUUAUCAAGGACAUUGACAAUGAUACGCUUGAUAAAUCCAAAACUGUUCCCUUUUUAUCUACAAGGCUUUUAGAAUGUGCUCAAAACGUUAUAAAGAUAGCUGAUGAACUUUUGAAGAGUGCAGAGGUUUCAGAUGAUGAUUUAAAAUCGUUUGGAGAACAAAUCAAAAAAGUUAAACAUGAAUUUGAAAGAAUCAACACUGAAUUUUUUAAACGGAAAUAUACGGGUAGAGAAGAAAAAUCCAAACAUCAUUGCAUUUCUUUGAUCAGAGAAUUGAUUGGAAAAUUUGAAGAAAUCGAAAAGGAACUUAAGAGAAAUAGCACUGAAAACAUUUCAGAAGACGCGAAACAAGAUAAACAGCUUAAAAGCUCUUUUUUACAUCGGAGCAGUUUCACGGAAUUUUUCGCCAAAAAAAACACUAAUUCUCCUUUUCUAAAUAGUUUUCUUAUGACGUAUUGCAUUAUAUGUUUAGGACUAAUUGCAUUUUUAGGUAUUGCUAAAGGUGCUGAAAAGUUCGAAACAAUAAUAGAGAGUACAAAGAAAGUGGCAUGUAUUAUCUCUAUUCUUGCCCCCAUCAUAUAUGGAAUAUGGAUACUAACAUAUGAAAAUUAUAACGGAGGAAUAACCCCAGUACUAGGUAGAAACUGGAGUGUAAUUGGCUCUAUGUUUCCCAUGCUCCUUGGACUUAGGGAAAAUAGAAUAAAAGAGAUAUCAAAAGGAAAGGACAACAUAGAAAGUUGUGCAGUAAUGGUAGCCAUGAGUGUGAUAAUAAUAUGUGGUCAGACAUUCGGAAAGAUGAAUAAAAAGAUGCAUGGUAGACAAAUAGUUGUAUUUGUGAUAGGAAACAUAUUGAUGGGAUUAGCAUAUAUAACAAAUCACUUUAUGCUUUCGGUUGAGAAUAGAAAUAAUUUUAUUUCUCUUGGAUACAUUAUGUUUGCGCUUAUGUUGUGCUUCAUAGUUAUCAUAGGGAAAGGAGGGAAGAUGGAAAAUCAAAAAAACCAAGGAAUAGAGUGGCUAGACUUAUCUCAAUGGGUUAUGAGUUUUAUAUUUGUUAUCCUUGGAAUUCAGAAUAUUGAAUCAUACUCUUUUUAUUAUGCUCAAAAUACACUAAAACAGUCCGUUUAA
This is a messenger RNA of Encephalitozoon hellem ATCC 50504, 1299 nucleotides long. RefSeq lists its product as uncharacterized. Bases 1 to 1299 code for a protein of 432 amino acids. NCBI's taxonomy places the organism in Eukaryota, Fungi, Microsporidia, Unikaryonidae. The transcript has a single exon. The record is from RefSeq and is a predicted model, not a curated record.